Molecule: messenger RNA, 552 nt
Organism: Ophidiomyces ophidiicola
Lineage: Eukaryota; Fungi; Ascomycota; Eurotiomycetes; Onygenales; Onygenaceae
Gene: ARL1
Product: Arf GTPase arl1
Exons: 5
Coding region: 1-552 (183 amino acids)
Biological process (GO): intracellular protein transport; vesicle-mediated transport
Cellular component (GO): Golgi apparatus; cytoplasm
Molecular function (GO): GTPase activity; GTP binding
Source: RefSeq, a predicted model, not a curated record
AUGGGUGGAUCUUUAUCCCGGCUUUUGUCAUUUGGCUGGUGGGCGAAGAAAGAAAUCCGUAUUCUAAUUUUGGGCCUUGAUAAUGCGGGGAAAACCACACUUCUGUAUCGACUUAAGAUAGGCGAGGUCGUUACUACAAUACCUACGAUUGGAUUCAACGUCGAGUCAGUCACAUAUAAGAAUCUCAACUUCAACGUCUGGGAUCUCGGGGGCCAAACGUCAAUACGACCGUAUUGGCGGUGUUAUUAUGCAAACACCGCUGCAGUGAUAUUCGUCAUCGACUCAACAGAUAUUGAGCGGCUGGGUACAGCUUCCGACGAGUUAGCGGCCAUGUUGAAUGAAGAGGAGCUGCGCGAUGCAGCGCUUUUGGUUUUCGCAAAUAAGCAAGAUCAGCCGGGGGCCAAAGGGGCUGGAGAGAUCUCCGAGGCAUUAAAGCUAGGCGAGCUCAGAGACAGAAACUGGAGUAUAGUUGCUUGCUCUGCUAUUGAUGGUAACGGUAUCGAUGAAGGCAUGGACUGGCUGGUGCAAACGGUGCAAUCAGAAAACUCGUAA